AUGGGUAACUCGUUAAGCACAGAAGCCAAAUUCAUUGCUGAUAUUCAGUCUGAGUUAAAAGCCAGACGCGUAGAAGUCUCCAAACAAAAUCUCUAUAAAUUUUUUGCCCUCGUUCAUGAGGUCUGCCCUUGGUUCGUCCUCACAGCGCCCCGUAUUGCCCAGUCCACUUGGAAAACUGUUGGCCAAGAAUUAACCUCCUUUUGUAAUCAAAAGGAUGACCUCCCCCAUAAAAACCUUAUUCUGCAAUAUUGGCAACUUCUUCAGGGAAUUAUUGUCGAUGCUCCUUUCUUCCCCGCCUGCUCUCUUGCUGUCCAAGAAGCCCAGAAAGCACUGGACUCUGCGUCCCGCACCUCCACCCCUUCUCUUUCCCCUACCAGCUCUCAUUCUGAUCUUACCAAGCCUCCCCUGCCUUCUCCUUAUACUGUUAACCCCUCUCUCUCUCCUACACCCACUGCGCCCCCUCUGGACACUCUCCUUCGGAACAACCCCUUUCUGACUCUCUUCCUGCCUCUGACCCCGCUCCCCCCCUGCUCCCUCCUGCUGAUCCCGGAGCCACUGACCCCGCCCCCCCCCCCGCUCCCUCCUGCUGAUCCCGGAGCCCGGUCCCGCCGCCCUCACACGAGAUCCCAAAAUCCCCGCGACCCCUCACCUUCUUCCUUUGGCGCUGCCGCGCCUCCGCCUGCGACUCUCUCUCCCCCACCUGCUAAUCCUGAUUCCCCGUCCUCCAUUCCUGAGGCACCUCUCGCCGCGCCGCCCGCCCAGCCCGCCCCACCUUUGGUCUAUCAGCAAUAUAUUGAAUAUCAAGCCAUGAAUCGAAAAGACCUCCAGGAGCUCAUGAAAUCUGUCCGUGACUACGGAGUCCAAGCUCCUUACACCAUUACGUGUUUGGAGACGAUGUCCUACGGUGGUGCUAUGUACCCUCUUGAAUGGCGCCUAGCUGCCCGUAGCGCCCUUAAGCCCGAACUUUUUGUUUUGUGGGAGGCGGAAUUCACCAAUAACUGUAAAGACCUUGCUAAGGAUGAUAAGCGUUAUUUUCAACAACUCUCCGGUUCUGAGCCUUUUCAUUCCAUCGAACUACAACAACUCAUUCCCUUCCCUAUCCUCACUAACACCUCUCAGGCCGCCAUGAAAGCGUGGCGUGCUCUCCCUCGCUCCUCUGCCCCCUCUGAACCUCUCUCUUGCAUCCAGCAAGGUGCUGAUGAGCCCUAUCACGUAUUCAUUUCCCGCCUCCUUGAGGCCAUUGAACGCACUGCGGAGUAA
Messenger RNA from Suncus etruscus (white-toothed pygmy shrew), 1260 nucleotides. RefSeq names its product endogenous retrovirus group K member 10 Gag polyprotein-like. The transcript has 3 exons. The coding region runs from base 1 to 1260 and encodes 419 amino acids. Lineage: Eukaryota; Metazoa; Chordata; Mammalia; Eulipotyphla; Soricidae. The record is from RefSeq and is a predicted model, not a curated record. Gene Ontology annotation, molecular function: structural molecule activity. Gene Ontology annotation, biological process: viral process.